AUGGGGACUGUGCUUUCAAUAUCCCCAAUAUUAAACAAGGAGACCGUUCUGGAUGAGGAAGGUAAGACGGUGAGUGAAACCAACGGGAAAAUAGAGAAGUGCCUUAAGAAACAUUCGCUGAUCGUGUCUACUCUCACGUUUAAACAGCUGGUUAAAGCAUCAGCUAAGACGAAAAGUGACAAGAAUGUCACUCCAAAUCCUGCUCCACUACCACCACUGACUAGCAACUGUCAGGUCGAGCAUCUCAACCAUGAGAACUUGAAGAAAUCACAACAGUUGACCAACACUGAUCAAAAAACUAAAAAUGGACCUCUUGCUGUACCCAUCCCUACGGUUCCAACCCAGCUGGAGCUUCAUCUCGAUCAAUACCAGAUAUCUCCAAAGGCGAAGCAACUGGUGACGGUUCAGAAACAGCCCAGCAGCCAUUCGCUCAUCUCCCCGAGAUGCGUAAUCAUUCAGGCCUCCACCGGGGAGCUGCUCCGCUGCUUGGCAGAAUAUGUGUGCAAACGAUGCUUCAAACUCAAGGAACUCAGUCCAAACGAGGUCAUUCUCUGGUUCCGAAAUGUGGACAGGAGUCUUCUUUUGCAGGGCUGGCAGGACCAUGGGUUUAUCACGCCCGCCAACCUCGUGUUCGUCUAUCUGCUCUGUAGGGAAAUGUUAACAGACGAUGUUGACAACCCACGUGAACUUCAGGGGACCUUUCUGACCUGCCUCUUUCUGGCGUAUUCAUACAUAGGGAAUGAGAUUUCUUACCCUCUCAAGCCCUUCAUGAUCGAGACCAACAAGGACGUGUUCUGGGAACGUUCUUUGGUUGUCAUCGAUAAACUGAGUGGCAAAAUGCUGCAGAUUAAUAUAGAUCCGCACUUUUUCACAGAAGUUUUUCAAGACUUAAGAAAUGAAGGGGAUUCCAAGAAGGAUGCAAGUGAACUGGAUUGUUAAUAUGAUCAUAUUCUGCACAGUAGCUACAGAUAGAUUGAAUAUGUUCGUAAACUCUACUAGAGUGACUACUAAAUUGUAAUGUGUGGAGAUCUACACGAGAAGAUUAAUCUUUUUUUAUGUCACAGUUUUAGUGGAUUUGUCUUAACAGUACUAGCCUAAACAAAUACCCCGGUGUAGUGAUUUACAUUAGUCAAAAUAGUUUCAC
Messenger RNA from Xyrauchen texanus (razorback sucker), 1144 nucleotides. Its product is annotated as cyclin-dependent kinase 5 activator 1-like. The transcript has a single exon. Gene Ontology annotation, cellular component: cytoplasm; protein kinase 5 complex. The record is from RefSeq and is a predicted model, not a curated record. NCBI's taxonomy places the organism in Eukaryota, Metazoa, Chordata, Actinopteri, Cypriniformes, Catostomidae. Gene Ontology annotation, biological process: activation of protein kinase activity; brain development; positive regulation of cyclin-dependent protein serine/threonine kinase activity. Bases 1 to 939 code for a protein of 312 amino acids. Gene Ontology annotation, molecular function: cyclin-dependent protein serine/threonine kinase activator activity; protein kinase binding.